This is a messenger RNA of Exophiala dermatitidis NIH/UT8656, 1260 nucleotides long. Its product is annotated as alpha-methylacyl-CoA racemase. The transcript has 2 exons. Lineage: Eukaryota; Fungi; Ascomycota; Eurotiomycetes; Chaetothyriales; Herpotrichiellaceae. Bases 1 to 1260 code for a protein of 419 amino acids. Gene Ontology annotation, molecular function: catalytic activity. The record is from RefSeq and is a predicted model, not a curated record.
AUGGUACGGUAUAUCCAUUGCAGUCCUCGAGCUGGAAGGUCUGGCACCAAGUCCGUUUGCAGGCCGGUGCACUGGCUGGGAGUGUAUCCCGGAACCCAGAAACAUUACAUCCCUCAGCCUUACCGUCACCGUUUGUCUUCUGACAUCCUGACUUUUUACUGCAGCCUAAUUCUAGCCGACUACGGCGCCGACGUUGUCCGAGUCGACCGACCAGUGUCACCCUUCGGCCCGCCUCGCGAUACGCUAUGCCGCCACAAACGGUCCGUUAUCGUCGACUUGAAAAACGCCCAAUCUCGCCAUGCAUUUCUCGAACUCGUCAAAGUCGCAGACGUGCUGAUCGACCCGUACCGCCCGGGCGUGAUGUCCCGACUCGGUCUUGGACCCAGCGAUCUUCGCAAAAUCAAUCCGGACCUGAUAUACGCGCACCUGCAUGGUUUCAGGCCAGACGGCAUCUACGGCGCCCGCGCGGGCCACGACAUCAAUUAUCUUGCCGCGUCGGGCGUGUUGGGCCUGUUUGGACGGAAAGGCGAAGUACCGUCUCCGCCGGCAAAUAUCUUGGGAGAUUUUGCGGGCGGCGGAUUGGUUUGUGUCGUGGGGAUUUUGAUGGCGCUGAUGCACCGGAUUCGCCAGAAAACAACAACGGCCGGCGGCAGUGGCAGUGGCAGUGGCAGCGGCCAAGUCGUCACGGCGAACAUGGUCGAUGGAACGGCGUAUCUCGCCACAUUCGCUCGGCAGCAAUUAGGUCAUGAGAAUUGGGACCGUCCAAGAGGCGAGAAUCUGUUGGAUGGCGCGGCGCCGUUUUAUGAAGUCUAUGCCACGAAAGACGACAGGUUUGUCGCUGUCGGCGCGCAAGAGCCACAGUUCUACAAGGCGCUCUUGGACGGGUUGGGACUGGAAGCUUCCAAAAUGCCGCCGCAGUGGGAAAGGCAGCAUUGGCCUGACACGAAAAAGUUGUUUGCGAGCUUGUUUCGUGGCAGGACUAUGAGGGAGUGGCGGGAGGUGUUUGACAGUGUGGACGCGUGCGUCACGCCGGUUUUGGACAUGGAUGAGACGGAACAACCCCUCAAGCCGUUGGUCGAAUUGUCAGAGUCGCCGGGGCUCGAUGUGAGAGAUCAAGAUCCAUAUCCUGAGCUUAAAAAGGGCGAGGGUGCCCAAGAUGUCCUUCGUGAAUGGGUCCCAAAUGCAGUUACGCACGGUUCGAUAGAGAUACAUCCUGAGUCGGGGCUUCUGGUAGCUGUCAAACCCAGGGCUAAGUUAUAG